This is a messenger RNA of Vanrija pseudolonga, 1666 nucleotides long. RefSeq names its product Ammonium transporter 1. NCBI's taxonomy places the organism in Eukaryota, Fungi, Basidiomycota, Tremellomycetes, Trichosporonales, Trichosporonaceae. The transcript has 3 exons. Gene Ontology annotation, biological process: ammonium transmembrane transport. The coding region runs from base 81 to 1559 and encodes 492 amino acids. Gene Ontology annotation, cellular component: plasma membrane. Gene Ontology annotation, molecular function: ammonium channel activity. The record is from RefSeq and is a predicted model, not a curated record.
CACACCGCCGCCGCUAUAAACGCCAGACACUUGUGUGUCACUCCCCCCCUUUCUCUCAUCCUUCCACUCCUUCUCUCACAAUGGUCAACGUCACAUACGACGCCUCAAACGACCUCGUCGCGUACGCCGAUGGCGCGCCGGUCGUGUACAACCUCGGCGACAUUGCCUGGGUCCUCGCAUCCAUGGCCCUCGUCUGGCUCAUGAUCCCCGGCGUCGGCCUCUUCUACUCUGGCCUGCUGCGCCGCAAAAACGCUCUUUCCAUGAUCUUCCUCUCGGUGGCCGGUAUCGCCGUCGGCUCGUUCCAGUGGUUCUUCUGGGGCUUCUCGCUUGCCUUCUCCGAAACUGCCAACGUCUUCAUCGGUGAUCUCAAGCACUUUGCCCUCAUGAACGUCCUCGAGCAGCCCUCGGUCGGAUCCUCGCGCAUCCCCUCGAUCGUCUUCUGCAUCUACCAGUGCAUGUUCGCCAUCAUCACCGUGGUCCUCGCCGUCGGUGGCUUUGCUGAACGCUCCCGCAUCGGCCCCGUCAUGGUCUUCAUGUUCAUCUGGCUCACCAUUGUCUACUGCCCCAUUGCGUGCUGGACCUGGAACCCCAACGGCUGGACCGCCAAGAUGGGCGGCCUCGACUUUGCUGGCGGCACCCCCGUCCACAUCUCGUCCGGCACCGCCGCGUUCGCCAUCUCGCUCUACCUCGGCAAGCGUCGCGGCUACGGCACCGAGCGUCUCGCGUACAAGCCCCACAACACCGCCUUUGUCGUCCUCGGCACAGUCUUCCUCUGGUUCGGCUGGUUCGGCUUCAACGGCGGCUCGGCCCUCUCCGCCAACCUCCGCGCCGUCCAGGCCUGCAUCGUCACCAACCUUGCCGCUUCCGUCGGUGGCAUCACCUGGAUGCUCUGGGACUACCGCCUCGAGCGCAAGUGGUCGGCCGUUGGUUUCUGCUCGGGCGCCAUCUCGGGUCUUGUUGGUAUCACCCCCGCUUCCGGUUUCGUUGGCGCCCCUGCCGCUGUCGCCAUUGGUUUCCUCACCGCUACCGGUUGUAACUUUGCCACCAAGAUCAAGUUCCUCGUCCGCGUCGACGACACGCUCGAUGUGUUUGCGUCCCACGCCGUCGGCGGCUUCAUUGGCUGCGUCUGCACUGGUCUCUUCACCCAGGCCUCGGUCGCUGGCUUUGAUGGCUCGACCUCCAUCCCCGGCGGUUGGUUCGACCACAACUGGGUCCAGCUUGGCAAGCAGAUUGCCGACGGUCUCUCGGGCUUUGGCUGGUCGUUUGUCGUCACCACCAUCAUCCUCUGGGUGAUGCACUUCAUCCCCUUCCUCCGUCUCCGCUGUGACGAGGAGUCUGAGAUUGUCGGCAUCGACGACUCGAUGCUCGGCGAGUGGGCCUACGACUACGUCGACGCCGACCCCGAGCUCAAGCCCCACAGCCGCGCCGACUACGUCCCCGGUGACGAGACUGCCCGCGGCCGCUCGCCUGCGCCCAAGGACCAGACCGAGACCGCGGUCGAGCCUACUCAGAGCGCAGAAGGCUCGCAGUCUUCAGGCGAGCCCGAGAAGACGGUUUGAGCGGCGCGCGAGUUGUAGAUCACACAUUACCCCACUGUUUAAUAACCUGUCGUUUACACGAGGGUGUUGUCUCCCGGCUAGGCGGGCAUGCAUAGAUUGACUGAACA